AUGGCAUUUAUUUAUGACCUGUGUGUGGUUGGGGCGGGAAUGACUGGGUCAGCAGCCGCUCGGGAAGCAUCCUUGACACCUUACUUCAAGGUGUGCCUUGUCGGACCACCGGAGCCAAAGGUGCGGAAAAUCACAACUGGUAAGGAAGUCUUCGGCGCACAUUAUGACGAGGCUAGGAUUGCAUCAACAUUAACAUCCAAACAUGCAGUAUGGGGAGUCUUAGCACAGAGGUCCAUCAAUAGAUAUUCGGAACUCGAGAAGAUGUCAGGUGUGCAUUUUUACGAAACUGUAGGAUCCCUAACUGUCGGAACCAGAAUAUCUCAGUACAUGAAUCAGACUAAAAACAACGCUAAAAAUCAGGGAAUCCUCUUCAACAUGGAGGUGUUGAACAACUGUCAGAUGAAAAACAAAUUUCCUUAUUUCAACUUUUCAUCAGAAGACCAGGGAGUAAUGGAAGAAAACGCAGGUAUAAUUAAUCCUAGAAAAAUGGUAAUGGCACAAAUAAGUGUUGCCUCGAAAAACGGAUGUGACGUUAUACGUGAGACAGUUACCAAUAUAUUUCGACAACCAGAUGGGCACAGUCGAAUUAAAACAGAAACUGGGCGAUUGAUAAUAGCUCGUAAAGUACUGUUGGCGACAAAUGUCUUCACAGAGUUACAUAAUCUGCUCGGAAAUAUCAGACCAUUGUACGUGCCAAUGCCACAGACAGUAACUCUUGCUGAAAUCUCGCCUGCUGAUGCCAUACGAUUGAGGAACAUGCCUUGCGUUAAGUACAAUGGGACAGGGGGACAAUCCUGGCCAUCUGACUACCCCAGGGACAAUGAUCAACACAUUGGUUUCUAUAUGCUUCCUCCUGUUAGGUAUCCGGAUGGAAAAUACUACAUCAAACUUGGACAUGCUGAUGCUAUUUUGAAAGGUCCAUUGAAAGUUUCUGAAAUACAGAAAUGGUACUGUGGGGAAGGUGACAGGUUAUUGGAAGAGCAAAUGUUCAAUCUUCUAAAGGGAGUAUUACCAGAAAUAAACUUCCUCAGUCACCAUGGCGACGCGUGUGUUACUAUGGUUACGCCUAACUCACGACCCUACAUUGAUCUGGUCAAUCCGACGACAGGCGUUGUUAUUGGUGACAAUGGAUGGUCGGCCAAAUCCAGUGAUGAAAUCGGACGUAUUGCUGCUCAGAUGAUGAUACAAGCCAACUGGUCGUAUGACCUUCCAAAAGAUCUGUUUAAAUUGUACACUAAUCUAACAGGUCCACCAUCACAAUCAAAAUUGUGA
Ylistrum balloti is the source of this 1272-nucleotide messenger RNA. RefSeq lists its product as uncharacterized. NCBI's taxonomy places the organism in Eukaryota, Metazoa, Mollusca, Bivalvia, Pectinida, Pectinidae. The transcript has 6 exons. Bases 1 to 1272 code for a protein of 423 amino acids. The record is from RefSeq and is a predicted model, not a curated record. Gene Ontology annotation, molecular function: flavin adenine dinucleotide binding; sarcosine oxidase activity.